AUGGGAAUGGGGAUUUGGAGGAUCGACGGGACUAGUAGUAGUAAGCCCAUCAAUCUUUUCUCCGCCGUCAAUCAAGCUCUCCACAUUGCCUUGGAUACCGACCCUCGUGCUUAUGUAUUUGGAGAAGAUGUUGGCUUUGGUGGUGUUUUCCGUUGCACCACCGGUUUGGCUGACAGAUUCGGCAAACGCCGUGUUUUCAACACUCCUCUUUGCGAGCAGGGGAUUGUUGGAUUUGCUAUUGGUCUCGCUGCUAUGGGCAAUCGAGCAAUCGCUGAGAUUCAGUUUGCAGAUUACAUAUUUCCAGCUUUUGAUCAGAUUGUUAAUGAAGCUGCAAAGUUUAGGUACCGCAGUGGGAAUCAAUUUAAUUGUGGAGGCUUAACAAUCCGAGCACCUUAUGGAGCUGUGGGCCAUGGCGGCCAUUACCAUUCGCAAUCACCUGAAGCUUUUUUCUGUCAUGUUCCUGGUAUUAAGGUGGUAAUCCCCCGCAAUCCUCAACAAGCUAAAGGAUUACUGUUAUCAUGCAUUCGUGACCCAAAUCCAGUUGUGUUUUUUGAACCCAAGUGGCUAUACCGGCUUGCGGUAGAAGAGGUCCCAGAGAAAGACUACAUGUUGCCUUUAUCUGAGGCUGAGGUUAUUCGUGAAGGCAGUGACAUAACACUUGUCGGGUGGGGAGCUCAGCUGUUAAUCAUGGAACAAGCAUGUGUUGAAGCUGAGAAGGAUGGCAUCUCUUGUGAAUUGAUAGACCUAAAAACUUUAAUUCCAUGGGACAAGGAAACGGUGGAGGCCUCAGUUAAUAAAACUGGAAGACUUCUGGUUAGUCAUGAAGCUCCAAUAACAGGUGGCUUUGGUGCUGAAAUUUCUGCCUCUAUAGUCGACCGGUGCUUUUUAAGGUUAGAAGCUCCGGUAGCCAGAGUAUGUGGCUUGGAUACUCCGUUUCCUCUUGUAUUUGAACCAUUCUACAUGCCAACGAAAAACAAGAUAUUGGACGCAAUCAAAUCGACUGUGGGCUAUUAAUAAAUACAAUCUGAGCAUCUGUUGGUUCAUAAAUGUUGGUUUGUUGAGAAUUGGUAUUUGUGGUUUUAGCAGUUAAAGUAAAAUGUAAACGUUGUUGUUAUAAUCCAGUUAGUGUUCACAACGUUGUUAAAAUGCUAUAGACACUAGAGUCCAUUUCAAAUAAGAACAAUCUCCCCACCACAACCUUGUGUUAAUACACUACAAAAUGUUUACAAUCUAGUAGUUUAACAUCUACAAACUUA
Erythranthe guttata (spotted monkey flower) is the source of this 1256-nucleotide messenger RNA. The record is from RefSeq and is a predicted model, not a curated record. NCBI's taxonomy places the organism in Eukaryota, Viridiplantae, Streptophyta, Magnoliopsida, Lamiales, Phrymaceae.